AUGAACGUCACAAACUCAACUGUGUGUGUUAAGAUUGGAGAAAGUGCCUUCAGCGACUUCCUGAUGUCUGUUUACAUCCUGGCUUUUAUCUUUGGCUUGAUCUUCAAUGUACUGACUCUGUUCCCAAUUAUUCACCAAGUAAGGCAGCAAAAUAUUCUAGGAAUCUUCCUGCUCAGCCUUUCCAUAUCCGACAUGCUUUUCAUCUGCACCAUGCCUCUCUGGAUAAACUAUUACCGACACGACCACAACUGGAAGCUAGGUGCUGCAUCCUGCAGCGUGGCUGGCUUUUUCUACUACUCCAACAUGUACAUCAGCAUCUACUUGCUCUGUUGCAUCUCUGUGGAUCGCUGUCUGGUGGUCUGCUACCCGCUGCACUUCAAGGCCCACCGAUCAUCUCACUAUGCGUGGGUGCAGUGUGCCGUUGUUUAUAUUCUAACGGUUGCACUACACAUCUUUGUGUUGAUCUACGACAAUCUCAAAGACGCCCAUGACGAUGAAAACAGCCUCGACCGUUGUUAUGAGAAGUACCCAAUGGAGAAGCCAGUGGCUAUGUUUAACCUGCUCCGGGUGGGCUUCGGCUUUCUGCUGCCCCUGCUGGUAUUGGCUGUGAGCUACUGGAGAGUGCUGGCCACCGUGGGACAAAGUCCUGGCCUGAGUGCCCAGGCUAAGAGAAAAGUCCGUCUGCUCUCUUUCGGAGUAAUCGGUAUCUUCUCAUUUUGCUUUGCUCCAUAUCACAUUCUGUUGCUCAUACGCUCGCUGGUCUUUUACAAUGCUAGUGACCACACGGCAGGAGGAAGUUACUGCCAGUUUGAACAAAAGACGCACUUCUAUUUCUCAUGCACACUGGCGAUGUCCAGUCUGAACAGCGUGGUGGACCCAGUGCUCUAUGUCCUGGUCACCAAUGGACUCAAGGAGAAAUUGAAAGUGUGCUGUAAAAAGCAGGAACGCAUACCGACAGAAGACCGUGCUUUAACAGCAUCCAACAAAGGAAAGUCCAAUAGUUCUGGCUUCAUAUAA
Messenger RNA from Menidia menidia (Atlantic silverside), 1017 nucleotides. The record is from the annotation of a GenBank genome assembly. Lineage: Eukaryota; Metazoa; Chordata; Actinopteri; Atheriniformes; Atherinopsidae.